Messenger RNA from Trichophyton verrucosum HKI 0517, 834 nucleotides. RefSeq lists its product as uncharacterized. The record is from RefSeq and is a predicted model, not a curated record. The transcript is spliced from 4 exons. The coding region runs from base 1 to 834 and encodes 277 amino acids. Lineage: Eukaryota; Fungi; Ascomycota; Eurotiomycetes; Onygenales; Arthrodermataceae.
AUGAGCUGGUUACGAGAACUGCCGGCUCUCCGCGGUGGGAUGGUGAGCGCAUCUCCAUCCUGGCCUAUAUUCGAGAGCGAGAGAGAAGGGAGACAAGACUUCGAGGCCGGAACGGAGCAGUUCUUCAACAGUCACUCCCUGGCAUGGAUGCUGGAGAUAACCAGCCAGCGGACUGAUGUCAUCACUGCUGCUUAUCAUUGUCUCCCUACUGCGCUUCUGCUUCAUCUCCUUGUACCAACUUCUCCCUUCCGCUGCCACAUCUACAUAUCUACCCCUGCUUCUGCAUCGCCGCCAGAAAGACCAGAAUCAUGGCUGAAGGCCGUCCAGCUAGGCUCAGGCACCAACAUCGACUCCCACACGCCCACUCCCCGCGGCGGCGUCCGUCUGAACAAGAUCGCCGAGUCCUGGGAAGACGAAGACCUCUCCUCCGAAGACGAAGCUAGUGAUGCAGAAACAACCAUCACUGCUCCCCCGGCUGAGCCCAGCACCCACCAGCAGGGCGAGCAUCACCACCAGCACCAGGUCGGCCGCAGCGGCAUCCGCGCGCCUCCUCCAACUCCCAACGUGUCUCGCCAGUCCAGCUGCCGCUCUACCACCAGCAGUGCAUCGUGUACCUCUUCAGGCUACUCUAAGCGUCCCGAGAAACAGAUUGCAGUGGCCACCAGGAUGAUUGGCAACGCGCUGGGUCACCGAGUGGCCAGAUCUGAUAGCCAGAAGGAAUAUGACCGCACUGUGAUUGCAAAUGAGAAGAAGCGGCGCGAGAAGGAGAAGCUCGCUGAGGAGCAGAAGCGAGAGGAGGAAGAGAAGGCAAAGGCCGCUAUCUGGGAUGAGUGA